This is a messenger RNA of Hypanus sabinus (Atlantic stingray), 2799 nucleotides long. Its product is annotated as E3 ubiquitin/ISG15 ligase TRIM25-like. The record is from RefSeq and is a predicted model, not a curated record. Bases 88 to 1494 code for a protein of 468 amino acids. The transcript has 9 exons. Lineage: Eukaryota; Metazoa; Chordata; Chondrichthyes; Myliobatiformes; Dasyatidae. Gene Ontology annotation, molecular function: zinc ion binding.
AAGUAGAAUCACUUCCUGCAAUAGCUGUUCUUCCUGGUCUGUUUAUGCAUUCCUGAACAAAAUAGUUUCUCUCUCCGAGUAGGAAGAAUGGAGACAGGGGUGUUAGCAGAAGAGCUGACCUGUAGUGUGUGUCUGGGGUUGUUCCAGGACCCCGUGGCAUUGCCCUGCCAGCACAGUUUCUGUGCAAAAUGUAUCAACGAUGCCUGGGACCAUCCAAAGACUCCGAGUGGAGUCAGCUGCCCUCACUGCCGUCAGACCUUCAAACCCAGACCCAGCCUCGUGAAAAACCACACUCUGCAGAACAUCGUGGAGAAAUACAACCGGCACCCGCCUGUCGCUGCCACUUCUGCCCAGACGGUCCCCGUGAUGUGUGAGUACUGUAUCGACAAUCCGACCCAGGCCGUGAAGACCUGUCUCAAAUGUGAAACCUCCUUCUGCUCCCGCCACCUGCAGCCGCACUUGACGAAGCAAAUUUACAAAGACCACUGCUUGAUCGAGCCCACAGCCGACCUCACACGGAGACAGUGCCCAAGUCAUCGGAAGGCCCUCGACUUCUACUGCGAGCAAGACGAGGUGUGUGUGUGCAUGUCCUGCACCAUCGUCGGGAAUCACAAGUCCCACAGUCUGCUCAGUCUGGAGCAGGCGAAGGACAAACUCAAGGAGAAGUUGAAGAACAGUGUUGAGAAUAUUCAAACGAUUCAGAAAGAAUGGUCACGUGAACAGGAAGAUCUGAAGCAAUCAGAAAUUGAAGUAAAGAGACACAGUAAGGAAAUGAAGGAAAAACUAUUGGCAGCUUUCUCAGAAUGGAGGAAGCAGUUGGAAGACGAUGAAAAAUUGGCACUGAAGAUGAUUGAUGAAGAAGAGAAUCGAGCACUCUGCCAGAUCAAGAGCUCCUCUGAUUCACUGUUGAAGAAAAUGGAAGAAAUUCAAAUAAUAGACAAGGAAGCCCAGGGUCAAGUGGUGGAGGAUCCUCUCUUCUUCAUUCAGGAUGUGAAGCAGCUUCUUUCGAGAUAUUCACAAUUUGCUGUUUUCAACCAGGCUGCUGUCAAAAAACAGGAGAGAAAUGUUGAGGGGGUAUUUGGUUUUUGUGACUCCACUUUCGGUUCUGCGCCGUCUUUCGGUUCAUCGCAGAUAGAGGCCAACAGAUGUUCACAACUUUCUGUUUUCAAAAUAGUUCCUGCCAACGAACAGAGAAAUGUUCCGAUGAUAUUUAGUUUUGGUGGCUCCUCUUCCGGUUCAUCGCAGAUGGAGCCCAACAGAUGUUCACAACUUUCUGUUUUCAAAAUAGUUCCUGCCAACGAACAGAGAAAUGUUCCGAUGAUAUUUAGUUUUGGUGGCUCCUCUUCCGGUUCAUCGCAGAUGGAGCCCAACAGAGCCACAGAGCCAAAGCGUGUAACCCUGAACGUGUCUGCUGUCAGGACUGUUAUGCAGAAUAAAUUUGGGGAAUACCAGAAGUACCAGACAACCAUAUUGCAGACACUAGUGUGCUCUUAGAUGAUGAAUUAAUUUCGGAUGAAGAGGGAUUUCCUUAGAAAGUGCUCAAUGCUGAUUCUUAGAAACCGCAUUACUACUGCAACAGAAGUUCUGCACCUUGGAUUCAAGAGAUGGAACUGCAAGCCCCUUUACGUUGUAAAUUGCUUUUCUUCAGAUUUUCGGAUGUUGACUGAGUAGGGUUUUUCCACAAUAUUCUGAUGUGUCCAUUUGAAGCCGUAGUGAGGGUAAUGUGUAGGCUUGAUCAUCUCAGAUAGUGAAGGUCUUUGGUACAGGUUUUACUGGGGUGGAGAUAUUAUUGGUGAGAGGUCUUCAUUGGUCAGUCGAUCAGUAGGUUAAGGAUUCAAGUCCAAUUGCAUUCAAGGAACGAAUAUAGCAGAGUUUUAAAGAGAAACCACGUUGUCCCUUCACUAAAAUAUAUCAUUGCCACGGUGCGUGCUGGCAACGACUAAACCCAGUUGCGGAGGACGGACAGACUCUCAUGUAGAAACAGAAACAAGAGAUUAAACUUAAGAAUUCCAGUGGAACAUCAGUGGCACAACCGAGCAACACUGAGACAAAUCAUUCUCAACGCCAGAACCCAGUGAUGAGUGCUAAUCUGGAGUACACUUUAAAUAAUCACAGUAGGUAGAAAACCCGUGCCGGAAACAAUGCCCUUGACAAGAUUAAACAGAAAGCACAAGAGCUUAAUGAUUCUAGUUAAGACAACUAUUAUUGAAUAUAGGUGCUUGAGAAAACUCCAAGCUGCACACUUCUUGGUUUCUCAAGCCCCGCUGCAGAGGCCCCCAGGGUUCAUGAUAAUCGUCUUGUCCAAAUGUUAUUUUUGCUUCUGAGAGCCUUCUGUGUACAGAGUGGGCGUGACACUCUCCACAUAAUAGUAGUGACAAAACUUGGAACUUGCAUUACUGGAGGUAAAUGGUAAUGGAGUGGGAGGGGAAGAGGGAGAGGAGAAAGGAUAAUUAAGGAGGUUAAGAGAUUUAUACAAAAUACAAAUAGGAAAAGACAUAUUAACUAUCACGGUCAAAAUUACUCUUGUAUAAAGUACAAAAUGCUAGAAGAACUCAGCAGGUCACUCAGUGUCUGUGGUGAGGAAUAAACAGUGGCCGUUUGGGUCUGUGAUGCUUUCAGCCAGAGUAUCAACUGUUUAUUCCACUCUGUAGAUGUUGCCUGACCUUCUGAGUUCCGUCAGCAUUUUGUCUUUAUUGCUCAAGAUUUUCAGCAUCUGCAAAAUCUCUUGUGUACCAUUAUCACUUUUAGAGUUAAACUUUGAUUUCUUUCAGAAUUAAAGAGCAAGUAAUUUUUGUCUGA